CCCAGACACACCCACCACCAGUAGGACCUGUCGACAAGAGACACGGUGUGACAUUUCUGACUCUCUCCACUCGACUCGGCAGAUUCGUGCUUUAUCCACUCUCAAUUACCUACACUCUGCAACUGGUGAGAAUCAAGAUGGCGGACGUCCAGGCCCUGUUUGACAAGUACGAUGAGAACAAGGACGGGUCCAUUUCUGCAGAGGAGCUGCUCAAUGUAGUCAGGGAGAUGGAGCUGCCGUGGACCAACAAAUUAGUCUCGGCUAUGAUCAGAGAGCGUCAGGUCAACGCGAAGGGAGUCAUGGACCUGAAUGACUUCACUAAAGUGGUGAAGUCCUUGGAGGAAAUCAAAAAGUCUCUGAGAAACCCAGAGGAGACCCAGGAAGCAAUGGUGGCGGCCUUCAAUAAGAUAGACAAGAACGGUGACGGUUUCCUGUCCCAUGACGAGCUGAGGGAAGGCCUGUCCACCGUGGUCGGUAUGGAGCUGUCCGCGGCGACCAUCGCCGAGUUAGUCCGGGUGGCAGACGCCAACUCGGACGGACAGGUGGACGUCAAGGAGUUUGUGCAGAUGGUCACAAGUUUCUUCUGAUGCGUGGCCAUGGUGACGAUGCGUUGCCAUGGUGACAAUGCGUUGCCAUGGUGACAAUGCGUUGCCAUGGUGACAGUUGCCAUAUAAGGCUUCGCACCUCAUCGAUCUGCGCGCCUGCUUUUAUUCUAGAUGGGUAUUUAGUGAGAUUUCGGUGAUUUGGGUUGUUGUUAAACCUGUAGAUUUUCAGCAAGGAAUCGUUUAAAAGUCACCCUGGUUCUAAUAAUGUACGAUUUUAUGCAAGAUUCUGACAAAAUAUCGGGUUCUGAUGAAAAAUACAUAAUGUUACAUAUACGCAUUGUAACAAACCAUCAGAUAUGUUUGACGGUCACCAUCAUAGAAUUUAUACUAGCAAACUAUGCAUGUGUGAUAUGUUUUUGUUUUAGGAUGCUGUUGAAGCUAUGUGAAAAUACAACAUGAAACCAGAG
Branchiostoma belcheri (Belcher's lancelet) is the source of this 1012-nucleotide messenger RNA. Its product is annotated as calmodulin-4-like. The transcript is spliced from 4 exons. NCBI's taxonomy places the organism in Eukaryota, Metazoa, Chordata, Leptocardii, Amphioxiformes, Branchiostomatidae. Gene Ontology annotation, molecular function: calcium ion binding; enzyme regulator activity. The coding region runs from base 138 to 587 and encodes 149 amino acids. The record is from RefSeq and is a predicted model, not a curated record.